AGAAUCUCUUUCUCCGUUGGCUGCUUCUUCUUCUUCUUCUUUGGCCCCCGUUUCUCCGUUAACAGUCGCGCAGGCGAAAGUGAGUGAGUGGGUCAGUGACAGAUCGGCGAGCGAGCGAGCGAUGGGUCUGCUUCACAAUCUCUGGGACGAGACGGUCGCGGGCCCCGCGCCCGAGGCCGGUCUCGAGGAGCUCCCGGAGCACCGCUCCGCCGCCGCGGCCGGGCGGUCGGCCGAGGCGGCGGCGGCGGCGGCGGCGGCGGUUCUUCCCCGAGGCGCCGGCCUCGUCAGUCGAAGGAUCACCUUCGUCAGGACCGGGACGCUGGGCGGGGCGGUCGGCUGGGAUUCGGUUCCGGAGACUCCCGCCACGUCCUGUAGUGACCCGGGAACUGCCCCAUCUCCCGGUACGCAGCAGGGGGAUUUCCAGAAGUUCACGAGGAGAAAAUCCUCUGAAGCAUUACAGAAGGCAGAGCCUAGAAGUCCUACGGCUUUCGAUUGGAUCUUGAUCAGCGCUUUGGAUCGUUGAUGGAUGGAAGCGUGGGUUGAUCUUCAUUCAAGAACGCCCUAUGGACAUCUAUCUACUAGAAGAUGUCCGUUAACGCCGGAAACAUGGAAUGAAAUGAGCUCAGAGUCUGAAGCAACCCAAUCCCCAUCAACGUUUUUGAGAUAGCCGCAUUUUUGGUCGUUAUCUUUUCUUUCAGCUGCGCCCUUUUCGCCUCUGGAUCUCCUGUACAUAGGGCUGUCCGUUUUUGAAGAUUUUUGUCUUUUUGUUUUCGGGUUCUGUAAAUGCUUCAACUCCGAAUGCUCCUCUAAUGUUAUUAAGUGGUCUGUCUAAGUUUGUAUUUCUGGCUUCAUAUCCUACUGUUUGCCUAUGGUUACUGUUCGAAAGGUCUUAUUCUGCCUCA
This is a messenger RNA of Eucalyptus grandis, 902 nucleotides long. RefSeq names its product dormancy-associated protein homolog 4-like. Lineage: Eukaryota; Viridiplantae; Streptophyta; Magnoliopsida; Myrtales; Myrtaceae. The transcript is spliced from 3 exons. The record is from RefSeq and is a predicted model, not a curated record. The coding region runs from base 122 to 523 and encodes 133 amino acids.